GGCAGAUUGGCAGGUACAAGUAAACGAGUGUGACUCGCGUUCUGGUAAAAGAAGAAUAGAGAUGACGGAGAAAUGAAAGUUUAUGGAAGAAAAUGGCUGGCCAUUUUCCCGUUGUAUUAAGAGUGAUUAUCGUUGCGAUGAUUUGGCGCGGGACGCUUGGAGAUGAGGCACCGCAACCGGAACAAAUUCACAUAUCCAGUACAGGUAAGUUUAAUCUUUAACUCCUCAUUUAGAUUUUUAAACGUUUUAUGUCCCUGGGUUUUCCUUGACUAUUAUCUAUCCACGCUUGGCUGCUGAACAGGAACAAACUGGCACCUUUAAACCAUUGCCUAUGAAACAAUGGCAUUGUAUAUAAUUUAUUCCUUACCUCGCUUUACGGAAACGUUUUGCUAUGUGUAAUGUUUUUGUUAUUAAUAACCAAACAAAAAAAUCUUCAAAGAUCAACAAGCAAACCGUUAUGGUCAAGCCCGCAACUUUAAAGGACAAAAUGUUAGUGUAAACAACUUUAUUAAUAAGUGAAAUACAUAUAGGGUCGGUUAUUUAAACAAAGUCUAACUUACCCUGCGGUUUAGAAAAUCUUUCAACCUCCAGAUCUUUUCCUUAGUGGGUUAUUUUAAGAAAGCAAAUGCCCGGGGUGGGGUGGGGGGUACUCCCUCAUAAGGGCUUAAUGGGGACGUGCGGCCAGCCAGGGUAUGUUUUUAAGGAUUUUUGUCUUAAACAGGGUAUCGAUUUUGUCAUUUUUUGUCUUAAUCAGGGUAUCGAUUUUAUCAAUGUUUGUCUUAAACAGGGUAUAUUUUCUUGGGCGAUAAACAGCCUGCGUGACUCUGUUGAUCAAGCUGUAAAUAGUUUUGUGAUUGCCCAUGGAUUAAAUAAGAAAGAGUUUCGAUAUUUAUUAUUGUCUUACAUAGGGUAUGGUUUCGGGUUAAAUGUCUUAAACAAGGUAUCAAAAAUCGGAAUUCUGUCUUAAACAGGGUAGGAAAAUCAGCGAAUUUUGUCUCAAACAGGGUCAGGUCACGUGACAGUACUGGACGAAUUUUCGACUGCAUGGCUGAAAAAUUUGACCACACACUUUGUUGACACGAGAUCUUUCAACAUUUUCGUUCUGUUCAGACGGAAAUUUGAACUGCUGAGCAUAUAAAUUUUAUGCUGUUAAGGUGGUUCCGUGUUGACCGAACACCUCAACGCACGAAUAAACCCGGGUGUCAGUAAAACGCGGGGUGGGGGUGGGGGUCGGGUUAGGGUUAGGGUUAAGUUAGAGUUAGGGCUAGUGUCAGCCCUAACCCUAAAACAGCAUUCUUUAAAAAAAAAAGAUAGACCUUGGCCCCGACCCCGCCCUCGUCCUCGUGUUUUACUGACACCCCGCCGGGGUGUCAGUAAAACGCCGUCUGGUGCCGUGUGAACGGACCUAAGACAAAGUGUAGACUAUGGUCAUUUGACUACUUGCUGAUUUACUCUGAAAGUCACAGCAUGGAUGUUGGCAACUACAAUCGUGUUUUUAAGCAGAGUUAUCACGUAACCUCCGCAUCAAUUCUAAAUUGUUUUUAAUUUCAGGAGAUCCCACGGAAAUGAUGAUCACGUGGGUAACGAUGGCCAAAUCAGUUAAGACCAUAGUGGAGUAUGGGGAGAGGUACAAACAACCGCUGAACAAGAAAGCUUACGGCUCAGCUACAGAGUAUGAAACGUGCGGCUGGAGAGAGAGGACAAUUUACAUUCAUCGUGUGAAGUUGAAGGGGUUGAUUCCAGGGAGUGGAUAUGGUAACGUGCUUUCAUGAGGUUUUGCACGCGAAUGAAUGGGUUGAAGAGAAUAUAUUUAUGGAGCGAUGUCAAAGAAAUUAAUAACUCACACACCCAUUUCUUUGCGGUUUGUUUUCAGAUUACCGUGUUGGUAGUGCAGAUGGCUGGAGCGCCUUGUAUAAUUUUAACGCGACCAGAAACGGCACGGAAUGGGCGCCGAGGUUUGCGGUGUAUGGAGAUUUGGGAGUAGAUAAUGCCCAGUCUCUCUCUAAGUUACAGAAAGAAGUUCAAUCAGGCCAAUAUGACGCUAUCCUGCAUGUCGGUAAGUAUCUUUAAAACAGUAUUAUGUGGCUAAAAAAUACCUUUUUACAUUAACCACUGAAUAAUCAAAUUCUGGAGACUGAAUGUCCUCUUAUAAAGGCUUUGGCAGCUAUGUAUUGCAAAGCAAAAACAACGACAACCUGAAGGCAAAUAAUGUCGACAUUUACGCAUUAGGUUGUUCAUAGUCUUGAAAUAGCUGAAAUAGCUACAUGGCUCUUGAUAUACCUCACUGAUACCUCUAUCUCCGUAAACAGCUCAUGGAAGGGGUUUAUCUACCACUUGUCUAUACUACAAGGCUUUGUGUAGUGGUCCAAAGGGAGAGAGGCGUUAACAAUCACGUGGCUAGCAUCUAUGCAAAUACCCUAACCCUACGUAAAUGACGUAACAAGACGUGACAUCAUUGUCAUUGCAUUGCUUUUAAUGUUCACCAGAAAUUUAUAAGCUUCAAAUUCUUCUGCAAACAAAAGGCUAGUAUUUGUCCUCACUUAGUUUGUUUACUGUUCUUUUUCUCUCUUCUUUAGGUGACUUUGCAUACAACAUGGAAUCGGUAAGUAGGAGAUGUGGCUCGUUUCUCUUACUUUGCCACAAAACGUCCGAGACGCAGUUACGCAGGAGAAUACCGCUUCUGUACUCAGGCAACGCUAGUUUAAAAUACUUUAUAUAGCUAUUAAAUGAAAACACUUUUCAAACUUUUGAAAAUUCAUCCCCCCCCCCUCAUAUAUUUCAUUCCUGCAAUGAUUCUUGGCAAAAGUGUAAUCUCAGGUUAAUUAUUAAUUGGUCUUACUAGCAGUGACGUAAUUGAAGGGAAGUGGAACCUCAUACCUACAUGUUCAAGUUACAGACUGAAAAACCUUAUGUAGACUGAUUGGUGUACACAGGCAACCCAACACUCAAAGUCUAGCAAAUUUUCAAUAUUUCUCGCACCUGCCAUGGUCUUCGAUUUUAAAAACGGGAACUGCAUUGGACUGGAUUUGUCUUCCUAAACGAUGUCCCCGCGAAAAAAACUAUCUAUCCGCUAUCCACCGGAUAAAUCGCUAUCUAAUGCAAUAUCCACUGGAUAGUGAUUCUUCCAGUGGAUAGCACUAUCCACAUUUUGAACAACUGGGCCCAGGAGUUUAGUGUCAGGAAUACAGAGUGUAGACAUACGUAUUUCUUUUGAGUUUUGAUUGGUUUAUCGAUUGAAUUCAGCUGUUGUGAUUGGUCAAGUAUUAACUAUUGUUUUCAACCCACUCUGUAAACUUACACACUGUGCAUGAGUGGAAGUACUGUAGUGGCGGAAUCAUUAAUUGUCGUGUUUCCUAUUUAUUGUAUUGAUUUCUUGUUUGUUCGUUUUAUAGGAUAAUUCUAGAGUGGGGGACAGGUUCAUGAAUCAAAUUGAGUCUAUUUAUGUUCCCUUGGUGGAAUCCAUUACAAGCCUCGUGUCCCGGAUAUAAUCCUAUUUACGCGUUUUGAUUUAAAUAAUGUUCGUUUUAUAGGAUAAUUCUUUUGUUAUGCGGGGACAGGUUCAUUUUACACAGAAUCAAAUUGAAGUCUAUUUACGGCUUAAAAUGUUUUACACUCCACUUUGAAAGGAUGUUUUUUGAAAAGUUUGACCCACAAGGGUUGAAAACAAUGAACAAGUUCCUACGGUUAUUCAAAUCCCAGAUUUUGUUAUAUGGAAGAUGGUUCCUGAAUAAUGUACUGCUUUAUGAAGUUUUGUUAAUUUGAAUCAAUGAAACAGAAAAGUCAGCUCCUUUUUUGCAUUCCAACAUGUUCGUUGCCGUUGUUGCUAUCGUUCUUAUCUGGACCGUUUCUUAAAUCAAUGAAAAAAAAUAUUUGAUGUAAAAGAAAGAAGAAUAUUUUGAUAUUAAUAGACCUUACUAUAAGUGUAUCUAAACAUAUAUACUGUAAUUCGCGCCACACGUUUAUUUGUUAGUAGGUGUUAUGUGGACAAUAAUUUGUAAGCACGUUGCAGUGAUCACGAGGCUCAAGGGUUUUAAUGAGUUUCCUGUCGGUAAAAACUGUUAGUUGUUAAGUUAAUUACAUUUUGGAACUAACAUAUUGCGUCAACCUCGCUUUCAGCAAUUUCUCAAAUUAUAAGGAGCGUUUCAGCAUGCCAGGAAAUACUAAAGGAAUAUAUUAUAGGUACGUUUACUGUGACAGACCAAUUGCUGUUAACGCGAUCUUUGUCUAGCCUUUUCCGACCACAUCGUUAAUUUUGUGUUGCCUGUUGUUUACUGGCGUUUUAAGAUUGAAACAACAAGAAUACACGAUUUCAACAGGGUAUUUUUCUUGUCUAUGGUGACGAAUGAUGAGUUUUUCGUCAUUGUUUUGUUGGAGCUUGACACUAAAGGAAGUAUCUUUUCUGUGUUCCGCGCAAUAUUUAGCCGGUGUUUUGUCCACUUGCUCCCUUUUUGCCCCAAUUUUAAUGCUGCGCACCCCUCUUAAGCGUUCCCUUGAACCAUGCAGAAUGGGUUUUCUCAUCAUAGUAUACCAUAACAGCUUUACAAACGUUUUUGCAGUUGGAACAUCGGACCCGUUCAUAUCAUAAGUUUCAGUACAGAACUUUAUUACUUCCUGAAAUACGGCAUUGAGCCUGUUGUUCAACAGUUCAAUUGGCUGAAGAAGGACUUAGAGGUACUAAAUAGAUAUGUUAGCACCCUUUCUAAGAAUUUUAUUCACAGAGUAGAACUAAGCAUUAAAUUGUAAACAAGGGCAGGUUGUCUUUAAAUGAAGCCUCCCUAAGGUAUCUACAACAAACAACAAAAACAACAAAUUGCGGGGGAGCUGAAGACAUAUUACAAAACAAGAAUUAUAUAUAGAUGGACUAAAUAACAGUGAAGACACUACAAUACAGUAAAUAGAGUUUAAACUAACAUAAAACAAAAAAAAAAAAAACAAGGCAUGUACAUAACGAUUACGAAGAGAGGUUAACUAAAGUAUUAAAUAACUUAAUAAGACGGGAGACUUCGACAUAAUCAUCUUCUGACCGCAAAAAAUUUAGUAAUAAUUCCUUUAUUUUUUUACGAAAGGACGAACGUUUAAGUAUUUUAAUCGAAUACGGAAUAGAGUUCCAAAUUUGGGCACCGAUUCUCGUGAAAAAGGCAUACAUUUUAUCGGUUCUAGAGAACUUAACAUAAAACGAGUCGCUAGAGACAGAUCUUGUUCUGUAGUUAUGAAUCUCAAAAUUAAAAAUCACCUUCAUCAAUGAACUAGACAGAGUAUCAAAGGUGAUUACAGGUUUCUAGUUGGGUCUUUUAUCACUGUCAGACUCACAAUUUAGCCCCUCAUUAAACGAGGUAUAAAUUGACCGUCUCCUCAAACUUGACUAGCAAUGGCGCAACAAAAUUGAGAAACAAGUUCAAAGAAAAAGUGUGCAAAGUAACAGAGUCAUUUCUAAUCAGUAGACUCGACGACUAAAUCUAGGGUUAAAGUAUUUGUUUUUUUUCUAAAAUAUUUUUUUGCUUAUGAAAUAUUAAGGAGGCUAGUAGACCAGAAAAUCGUGCAAAGCGUCCCUGGAUAAUAACUAUGGGUCACAGGCCCAUGUACUGUUCCAAUGCAGUGGGCGAUGGAUGUCAAAACCACGAGAACAGCGUAAGUCAAUUGCCUUUUAUAAAUUAAUAAAAAACGAGCUAUGUUAAUUAUAAGCAAAGCAUGCGCCUCAGAUUGGACAAAUUUCGUAAUCUUUCCUUUUGUCUGUGUAGUAGAUCUCUUAUUGGUGUUUAAAGUGUUUUCAAUAACAAUGAAGGAACUAGUAAGGUCAUCAUUAAAACCAUUUUUGUUGUUGCCUUUAGAUAAGAACGGGACUAUCUUCUGAGAAACUCUUUCCCUUGGAAGAACUCUUUUAUAAACACGGUGAGAAUUGACUGGGAAGCGCUUGGUUGUGAAUUUUUUUUGUGAUUAUUCCAUUAAAUAUUUUGACGAAGGCCAAGGAAUCUACGUACCCUGAGGAGGCCAUAGAAAGUGUCCGUAUUAACAGGGUUGAAUUGAGAGAAAUGUAAGGACUUUCUUUUCCCAGGGACGAAGUUAACUGAACGUAAUGAUCAGGUGUCCAUAUUUAGGGUGUUCGUAAAGCGGGCUUUAAAGCAUGUUAAAAGAAAAGAAAAUUACCGUUUAAAUGACGUUAUCUUUUUUUUUUUGCCCCACGGUGUCUCUUGCUCUCUAGCAAAGGGUGUUUGUCCGGUUUGACCGUUUAGCUGCAGAGGGCCUUUUAUAGUGGGUUUGAAAAAGGCAAUGAGUUGUAUAAUUAUCGUGCAUGGAAAGUGAGGUAGUUUUUUCAAAAGUCUCGCGUUAAUUAAGUUACGCGCGAUUGUAACAAAACUUCCAAAACAUACGAGGUAAGUGUUGCAGUCAUCAAAGAUGUGAGACAUGGCAAAACAAGAGAAUAAAGGGUAAAACAAACGCCUUUUCUUGCCUUGUGAUUCAUGCCGUCUGGAAACGCCCAAAACCUGAGUGAGACUCGUAAAAAUAAUAUUACUUAAAUUCUUGGUUUCAGUGCCAAAUUACCAACGACUGAAAGUGAAUGGAUAAUAAAAAACUAAGGUCUUUUAAUCAACGAUGCUGGUAGCUAUUCACUGUUAAAACCGUUUGAAGUAGUUUCGUUUUUAAAAACAGUAACUUUAUACCCAUCUGCCUGAUUCGUAGGGGUGGACGUGGAAUUUUGGGCUCAUGAACACUCGUACGAGCGACUACUUCCUGUCUAUGAUCACAAGGUAAACCUCCGGCAUAUCUAGCUUGAGACUGAAUAUUCACUACAAAAUCCAGGAACAGUUCUUUUCUAUAUCCUUUUACUUAAUACAUCGCCACAUUUUUACGUUUUCUUAACAAGGUCUAUAAUGGAUCCAGCGAAGAACCUUACACCAACCCAAAGGCUCCUGUCCACAUAACCACGGGCUCUGCGGUAAGAACAAAGAAAAAAACCAAAUUAAAUACGUCACUGCAUAUGUGAUAAUCACAUUUACUUACAUGAAAACAGAGGGACAGAUGGACGUACGGUCUGUUCGCGUACGGUAACGUGAAAAGUAAUCUUCUUCUUAUGGACGGUAUGGAUAUAGGUUAUCAGAUUUUUUGCCGAAAGGGUAUGGGAGAUAUAUAUUUGUUUCAUUGUUCCAGGUCACAUCUAUUCCCUUCACAAAUUUCUAAUAUAUAGCAUAAUAUGAUCUUAGCUCAAGAUCACUUUGAAUGUCCUUGCUUCUGUCCUUAUCAGUUGUAAAACUACUUUCCAGGGCUGUAAGUACUGUCAUGACAAGUUUCAGCGAGAUUAUGGUUUCUGGACAGCAUUUCGCACACUGGAUUAUGGGUACACCAGAGUUCAAGUUUUUAACAGUAGCCACUUAUAUCUUGAACAAGUCAGCAUUGAUCAGGUCAGAUUAAACGUUUUUAUUAUACUCUGUAACUGCAGCCUUUCCUACCCUAGGUUUUCACUAUCUGUUAACCGUAACAGCAACUUUCACCAUAAUUCUGUGUUUAGAUGCGGUUAAAAGUUAAAAAUUAGUAACUAACUAUCGCUAUUUUUACACAGGACUACGAAGUGAUUGACAAAGUAUGGAUUAUAAAAGAUAAGCACGGCCCAGAGGCCUGGGCAACAGAAGAAAUUGUCGAUGUUGGAAAGAUGACUGAGCUUCAUGUAACAUCCGUGGAGCAUCCCUAA
Molecule: messenger RNA, 7684 nt
Organism: Porites lobata
Lineage: Eukaryota; Metazoa; Cnidaria; Anthozoa; Scleractinia; Poritidae
Source: the annotation of a GenBank genome assembly